UUAAUGAAAGAUUAAAGAAAAAAUGAAGCAUAAAAUAUUAAGCAAAGUUAUUGUUGGGAUUUUGUUGUUUACUCUCGCAUGUAAAGUUUACACACAACAGGAGGAAAAAAAUUCACUUGGUGCCAUCUCAAUGAUGAAACAAACUAAUUUUACAAACACACCGCUGCAGCAAACACUUUCCCGCCCAGAAUAUAGAACUAAGGAGACAACGGUGAUAAAUGACGAGUUUUACGAUGUACCUGAAGACUGCUAUUAUAUGCUUAGGCCAAACACACCAAAUAAAGAAAUUGUAUUAACUUGUUAUUUACGAACAAUUAACAGCGAACUUGAUACAACCAACUUUAGUGUAGUACCUUCAGAUAAGACAGUGACUCUUAUCAUACAAUGUAAUGAUGACAUCAUGAUGAAAAGUGCGCUGGAACCAUAUUGUUUUUCGCAUUUAACCGAUUUGACAGAAUUGUCUAUUAAAUAUUGUAAAUUAUCAAAACUGAAUCGCACUUUUCUUGAUGGCUUAAGUAAUCUUCGAAAUUUAAUAAUACGUACACAUAAUUCCUUAUGGCCUAGCAUUAGCUUUGAAAUUGAUUCAGAAACGUUUUCAGCAACAAAAAAUUUGGAAAGACUUGAUUUAUCCUCAAAUAAUAUUUGGUCUUUACCCGUAAACGCAUUUUGUUCAUUAAACCGAUUAACAUUUCUAAAUAUAAGUAAAAAUCGCUUGCAAGAUGUUAACGAACUUGGCUUUCGAGACAGAAAUAACGACCAAUUGAGUACAGAUUCUAUUAAGUUGGAAGAACAUAAACAAGUUAAACAUGGAUGUUAUUUAGAAUUAGAAGUGCUUGAUGUUUCUUUCAAUAAUUUUGUACUUCUGCCUGCAUAUGCGUUCGGUAUUAUGCGAAGAAUUAGUGUUUUAUUGUUAAACAACAAUGAAAUAUCAAUGGUCGCCGAUAAAGCCCUAAGUGGUUUAAAAAACUUGAAAAUUCUUAACUUGGCUUCGAAUAAUAUAGUGGCACUACCAACCGAAUCUUUUUCCGAACAGUCUUCAUCAAUUCAAGAGAUUUAUUUACAAAAUAAUUCGAUUAGUGUGCUUUCACCAAAACUAUUAAACAAUCUACAGCAACUUCAAGCACUGGAUUUAUCCCACAAUCAACUAUCAUCUGCAUGGAUAGAUCAAAAUUCCUUCGCGGGUUUAAUUAGACUAGUUUUACUCAAUUUAUCUCACAAUUUUAUUUCACAGUUACAACCUGCAAUUUUUAAAGACUUGUACACUUUACAAAUACUUAACUUGUGUUAUAAUCAAAUAGAAAAUUUUAUUAUAAACACAUUUGUACCAAUGAACAAUUUACAUACGUUGCUUUUAUCGUACAACAGACUAAAAUAUUUGGACGCUUAUGCAUUAAAUGGACUUCAUGUUUUGUCAUUGCUUUCUUUGGAUAAUAAUAAAUUAAUCGGACUUCAUAUAGACGCUUUUCGAAACUGUAGUAGUUCUUUGCAAGAUCUUAACCUCAGUGGAAAUCAAUUAAAAUUGAUACCCGCGGCAUUAAAGAACAUGAGCCUUCUGCGGACAUUAGAUUUGGGAGAAAAUUUUAUAUCAAACUUAAAUGACAAGGAUUUUCAAGGAUUACAAAAUCUUUAUGGCUUAAGACUAAUUGGAAAUUUAAUACAGAACAUAACUCUUAAUACUUUUGAUGGACUUUCGCGUUUGCAAAUACUUAAUUUGGCCCGAAAUAGAUUAUCCUACAUUGAGCCAGGUGUAUUUAAAUCAACUCAAAGUAUUCAAGCAAUUCGAUUAGAUGGGAACUAUAUUUGUGACAUCAAAAGCUUGUUCAAUAACAUAAAAAGCUUACUGUGGUUAAAUAUUUCAGAAAAUUGUUUAGAUUAUUUCGAUUAUUCGUAUAUCCCAACUACAUUGCUUUGGCUCGAGUUACGAAAGAAUCGCCUUAAUGAAUUAAGCAAUCGCUUUGGACUAGAAAAGGUAAUUCAGCUGCAAACAUUCGAUGCAAGUUUUAACCAAAUUAAGCAUAUAUCACCUUCAUCAAUUCCUAGUUCAAUUGAGCUGCUAUUUUUAAAUGAUAACUUAAUACACACAGUCGAUCCAAAUUCUUUUAUCAAUAAGUCAAACUUAACUCGAGUUGAUUUGUAUGCAAAUCAAAUAACUACAUUAGACAUUAAAUCACUGCGAAUUGUUUUACAAGAUGACAAAAGAGAACUUCCGGAAUUUUAUAUUGGUGGAAAUCCUUAUACUUGUGAUUGUAAUAUUGAUUGGCUUCAGAAGAUAAAUAAUAUUAAAUCACGUCAAUACCCUCGAAUAAUGGAUCUUCAAUCUAUUUACUGUAAAUUAUUAAACAGCAGGGAACGAGGUUUUAUUCCAUUAAUUAAAGCAGAACCCAAACACUUUUUAUGUGCUUACAAAGCACAUUGCUUUACCGUAUGUCAUUGUUGUGAAUUUGAUGCUUGUGACUGUGAAAUGACAUGCCCUUCCAAUUGUACUUGUUUUCAUGAUCAAACUUGGAACACAAAUAUUGUUGAAUGUUCCAGUGCUGGUUAUUUAAAUAUACCUACAAAAGUGCCAAUGGAUACAACUGAGUUAUAUGUUGAUGGGAACAGCCUUUACGAACUACAGAGUCACACCUUUCUUGGACGAAAAAAUUUGGCGGUAUUAUUUUUAAAUCAUUCAAGCGUUCAGAUUAUAUAUAACACUACUUUUAGUGGUUUAAAACGUUUAAUGAUAUUACAUUUAGAAAAUAAUUUAAUAACAUCAUUGCAUAAUGAGUUUAAUAAUUUGGAAAAUCUACGCGAACUGUAUUUACAAAACAAUGAAAUAUCUUCAAUAGACCUCGGUUGUUUCAGAACAUUGCAUAAACUAGAGGUUAUACGACUAGAUAGUAAUCGAUUAAUUAAUUUUGAAAUAUGGCAGUUGUCCUUGAAUCCUAACUUGAUAAAAAUAAAUAUAGCUAAAAAUUAUUGGUCGUGCCAGUGUCAUUUUGUAAUGAACUUACGCUUGUAUUUAACAGAAAAUAUUAAAAAAAUUGUUGAUGGUUCCUUAGUAUCUUGUGUUAACAAUAAUGAAACAAGUGACUUUCACGAAAAAAACAGCACGAGGUGUACAUUGCGGGAAGGAGUGACCACUGUCAUGCGUGAUAAUGAAAUUAAAAGCUAUAUACCAUCGUUAUUUAUUUUAGUUACUACAUUUGUGAUACUUUCAGGAUUUCUCACGUUUUGUUUUUAUCGCCAUCAGUUAAAAAUGUGGUAUUUAUCAAAAUCUUUCGUGAGUAUUUGUGAUGUAAUUAAAAGUAAUAACAAUAGAAAUACAAAUAAAAAUCAACCCAACGAUGCUUAUUUUGCAUAUAGCUUUCACGACAAACAUUUCGUUAAUCAAAUCAUCGCUAAAUCCCUUGAAAAUGAAUUCUGUUGUCGCUUGUGUUUACAUUAUCGCGAUUUAAAUGUUAAUUCCUAUGUAAGUGACAUUAUAAUUGAAGCAGUGAGCAAUGCUAAGCGAUGUGUCCUGAUAUUGUCUAAAAAUUUUUUAUAUAAUGAAUGGAGACGUUUGGAAUUCAAAAGCGCUCUUCAUGAAAUAGUCAAAAACAAAAUUCGUUUAUUAUUUAUACUCUACGGAGACUUGCCACAGCGGGAUAUUGACGAUGAAAUGCGAUAUUAUCUUCGUAUUAGUACAUGUAUUGAAUGGGAUGAUAAAAAAUUUUGGCAGAAAUUAAGAUUAGCGUUACCACUUAGCCGAGUCAAAUGUUCUACAAAGUCCAUAACUCCACAGAAGUCAAAUAUUUACCGUUCAACAAACGACUAUAAUGCUAUUAAUUCUGAUGAAAGUCGGGCGUACAAUUAUUGUAAUAAUUAUGCAACGAUACAUAAUUGCUCCAGCAACUACUCUAAAAAAAAAUGUAUCCAAUUAAACCACCGAGAUGAAAAAAGUAUUGACAUUCCGAAAACCUUAAUUUUUCAAAAGAUUAAUCACGAAUAUGAUUUACCUACAUAUUUAGGAAGUAACUAUCAAAUUAAUGCUACCCAAAUAAAAUAUCAAAGCAAUACUCCAGCGUACUAUAGUAUUGAUUACGAAAACUAUGACAUCAAUAACAUUUUCAGAAAUUAUGAACAAAAUAAAUGUUCAUGCAAAAAACUCGACUAUGAACAUAAUACUGUUCAUUUAAAUAAAGCGAAAAGUAACUCAAACAGCAGUAUUGAAUGCAACUGUAGUACCACCAAGGGCACUGCAGAAAAUAAUGUAUCAGACGUUGACAGUAAAAAUGCCACUAUAAGUUCCAUACAUAAACUUUCCAACAACGAAUCAAAUUUAUCACUAACUAGUUCUAACACUUUUCCAGCUAAAAUCUGCGAAAUCAAUACCAGUCAGAGGUCGUAACAUAGGCGACUUCUCAGGCCUAUAAGUAGUUAUGAAUGUUUUAAUAAAUUUACAAAUACAUUUUAUCUAAAAUUUAGUAUUUAUAGAUUAUUA
Teleopsis dalmanni is the source of this 4462-nucleotide messenger RNA. It is a transcript of the gene Toll-6, whose product is annotated as toll-like receptor 6. Gene Ontology annotation, biological process: signal transduction. The transcript has a single exon. Lineage: Eukaryota; Metazoa; Arthropoda; Insecta; Diptera; Diopsidae. The record is from RefSeq and is a predicted model, not a curated record. Bases 23 to 4369 code for a protein of 1448 amino acids. Gene Ontology annotation, molecular function: protein binding.